AUCUGGUCCUGGAGGAGGUGGUGGCCUGUCUAAGCCUCUGCCAGGUGUGUGUGUACGCUCUCCUCCUGCUGUCCCAUGGGAGGAGGGGCCUGUCGCUUCUCUCAUUUCCCUGGCAAAUGCUGUCACCAGUUCCCCCUUCUAGUCACAAGUCCUACCGAUCUCUGCAACACAAGCAGCGAGCAGACACGGGAUCUGUCGCAGCCGUCAUGAAUCUUCUCCUAUGUGCCAUGCUCAUCAUCUCAGGCGCCAACACAGAGCUCGUUUCGGUGCCUUCCGCUGUGGACGGAGUCCUGGGCAAGUCGCUUUACAUACCAGUGGAAAAUAAAUUCAAUGAAGAUGAAGUGCAGUUCCAGGGCACCUGGUUUCAGAUCAGCCCUGAACUAAUUCAUCUGGUGACCUUCGACAACAACAGAGCGAUCCAUGACCUGGUCCUGAAGAAAACAGUGGAGCACAUCACUCCGCCCAACAUCUCUCUGAACUUCACAAGAUUGGAUGAAGCCGAUGAGGGAGAUUACAAGCUAACGAUCCACAUCAACCGCAAUGGAGUUAAUAAAUCGGAUACUGUCACCAAGAACGUGAGGAUUACAGUAAACGAGCCUCUUUCCAUCCCUGUGGUUGAGAAAAGCUCCAAAGGCACGCUUAUGGAAGACCAGGACAACGUGACUCUGACAUGUACCGUGGAAAAAGGAACGAAGCCAGAGUUUAAAUGGUUUCGAAACAACCAUCCGGUCAACCCGAGCAAACGUCAUGCGUUCUUACAGAACAACAGCAUUCUGCAAAUCAGCCCAGUGAAGAAGGAAGAUAUUGGCGAGUACAGUUGUUCGGUCAAAAACCCCAUCAGCCAUUUCCGAAGUCAGUUCAUAGAGCUUAGCGUGUACUAUGGCCCCUACAACUUGGAAGUGAACUGUGAACAGGGUCUGAAAAUCGGCGAGGUGUUCACCGUAAAUCAGGGCGAGAUGGUGUCUUUCGAUUGCCUGGCUGACUCGAACCCCCCCAACACAUGCGUAUGGAUUUCCAGACGUGACAACAACACGGAGGUUCUCAUGACCGGCCCUCGCUUCGAAGUGGCGUCUCACAAUUUGGGCCACGCUUCAAAGUUCUCGUGCCGGGCUUUUAACAACGUCACCAAAAAACAGGACGAGACUCAUUUCACGCUGGUGGUGGCCAAUCUCGGCAAAGGCAAAGAAAAUCUUGUCCAGGAGGAAUCCGCGGUGUCCUUCCUAACCCUCAUCGGGAUCUUCUCUUUACUCAUUAUCGUCUGCAUGCUGGUUCUGCUGUUAAGGAAGUCGUGCCAUGCGAAAAAAGUGUUUAUGAAAAUCUACAGCAGGCCUAUCCCUGAACAGAGAGGUUUGCAUCGCUCAGGUCAUGAGGAUGCCACUGAAGAUUUUGGCAUCUAUGAGUUUGUUUCCAUACCUGGAAAAAUGGAAUCCAGGGAGGCGUCAUGCAGAUCUCUGACACGGCUCGAUUCAUCACGAGAUUUGCAUACCACCAUCUAUGAUGUCAUCAAGCAUGUUCCUGAAACUCCCACACUGAGCCUGUUAAAGUGAGCGGCAGGUUCAAUGGAAACAACAAAACAAAAUAACAAGCAGGGUUUAUGGGAGAAGUGUUUUGCAAAGACUUUAAAAAAAAAAAAAAAGCAAUGAAAAAAAAGAAAAAACUGGCGAUGCUGGUCAAUGCCAUGGUUUCUUUAUUUCUUCCUAGCAUCACUUAAUUAUGGUUUUACUCAUUUAACAUUUGAUAAUCUACAACCCUUGAACGAAGUAGGAAUGGGAAUUCUCAUCCAAUGCUAAAUAUCCUGAGAUAUUUACUCACAACCUAUUUUCACCAGGGUCCCCGGUUUUUUUUUGUAUAUAGCCUUUCUUGGUUUUAUUGUUUUUCAUUACCGUUAUUUUCCUCUUCAUUCUCACUCAUGUUCAGCUUUAGUGGUAUUACUGGAUAUCUGAAAAGCUUCGUAAUCAUUCUGACUUAUACGUUUCCAGCUUAACUGAUACCUGAGAGUAUUUAUAUAUUUAUACAGCAAUAUCAAAUGCAGGCUAGCCACUGCUUCAUCUGUCAAGCAUGUAAAUAUAGGCAAAUGUUUUUGUUUUUUUGUUUUUUCUUCCUAAUACUGUAUUUUUUUGCACACUGCAGUGACAUUAUAUCUCUGGUAUAUGUCAUAGAAUUAUCUGUAUAUUAUAUAUUGCGAAUGCAAUUGAUUGCUAAUGUUCACAGUGUAUAAGAGGAAAAAAUGUGCUCUUUAUUUUGAAAAUAAAGAUUUAUUCAUGUUGCA
This is a messenger RNA of Silurus meridionalis, 2269 nucleotides long. RefSeq names its product HEPACAM family member 2 (gene hepacam2). The coding region runs from base 117 to 1547 and encodes 476 amino acids. The transcript has 9 exons. Lineage: Eukaryota; Metazoa; Chordata; Actinopteri; Siluriformes; Siluridae. The record is from RefSeq and is a predicted model, not a curated record.